Ctenocephalides felis (cat flea) is the source of this 711-nucleotide messenger RNA. RefSeq names its product polyubiquitin-B. NCBI's taxonomy places the organism in Eukaryota, Metazoa, Arthropoda, Insecta, Siphonaptera, Pulicidae. Gene Ontology annotation, cellular component: nucleus; cytoplasm. Gene Ontology annotation, molecular function: protein tag activity; ubiquitin protein ligase binding. The record is from RefSeq and is a predicted model, not a curated record. The transcript has a single exon. Gene Ontology annotation, biological process: modification-dependent protein catabolic process; protein ubiquitination. Bases 1 to 711 code for a protein of 236 amino acids.
AUGCAAAUUUUUGUAAGAACUCUCACAGGGAAAACCAUCACUUUGGAGGUAGAAUCAUCAGACGCAAUUGAAAAUGUUAAAGCUAAAAUCCAAGAUAAAGAGGGAAUUCCACCAGACCAGCAAAGUUUGAUUUUAGCUGGUAAGCAAUUAGAAGAUGGCAGAACUUUAUCGGACUGUAAUAUCCAAAAGGAUUCUACACUUCACUUGGUGCUUAGACUGCGUGGUGGUAUGCACAUUUUUGUUAAAACUGUGACUGGUAAAACAAUCACACUGGAAAUUGAACCAUCAGAUACUAUUGAGAAUGUUAAAGGUAAAAUCCAAGAAAAAGAAGAUAUUCCACCCGACCAGCAACGUCUAAUUUUUGCCGGCAAACAAUUAGAAGAUGGCCGAACAUUAUCAGAUUAUAAUAUUCAAAAGCAGACAACACUUCAUUUGGUACUACGUCUUCGUGGAGGUAUGCAAAUCUUUGUCGACACUCUGACUGGCAGAACCAUAACCUUAGAUGUUGCCCCCUCUGAUACCAUCGAGAGUGUAAAAGCAAAAAUUCAAACUAGAGAAUACCUCCAGAUUACACUAGAUAAGCAGCGUUUAAUCUUUGCUGGUAAGCAAUUAGAAGACAAAAGAACAUUGUCAGACUAUAACAUACAAAAGGAAUCUACUCUUCAUUUAGUUCUUAGAUUGCGUGGUGGUAUGCAAAUCGGAAUAUGCUAG